Molecule: messenger RNA, 2739 nt
Organism: Toxoplasma gondii ME49
Lineage: Eukaryota; Apicomplexa; Conoidasida; Eucoccidiorida; Sarcocystidae
Product: cyclin2 related protein
Exons: 3
Coding region: 1-2739 (912 amino acids)
Biological process (GO): regulation of cyclin-dependent protein serine/threonine kinase activity
Molecular function (GO): protein kinase binding
Source: RefSeq, a predicted model, not a curated record
AUGGACGGCGAAGGACGACAGGAAGGCGCAGGAGCGCAGGCGGAUGGAGGAAGCUCCUACGCGUCGGGGAGGGAACAGGGGUACACUUCAGUGUCCACUUACGACAGGCAAAUGGGUGCGGAGGCGUGCUCGACGGAUGAUUCCUUCGUUCCUUCUCUGGCCACGGUUCUUCACCACCUUGUUUCGAUCUCGCCGCCAGGCUUGGGGGAGAUCACGAGUUUCCACGCGAUCAAGGAGCCACAGAUUUCGAUCCACGACUACCUCGAUAGGAUCGCCAAGUACUUUGGGUGCAGCAACGAAUGCUUCGUCUUGUCUCUGGUGUACAUUGAUCGCAUUAUCAAGUUGCACCGAAACUUCAACGUUUCGAUUCUGAACAUUCACCGGCUGCUGAUCACCUCGGUCAUGUUGGCCGCGAAGUUCUUCGACGACGUGUAUUACAGCAACAAGCACUACGCGCGUGUCGGCGGCGUCCGGACGCGCGAGAUGAAUCUUCUGGAGACGCAGUUUCUCACUCUGAUCAACUACCACCUGUACGUGUCUCCGCAGGAGUACGACCAGUACCGACGAAACGUCCUCGCUGCGGUGCACUACGCUCGCCACUUGACGCCCAGCCCGCUCGCGUCGAAUCGUCUCUCUUCCUCUCAGUCUUCCACGUCCACCGCCUCCUCCAGCGUUUCUCAAGCCGCAAACGCUCUUGGCAACAACGGGGCUUGUGCGCCCUCCCAGGCGCUCACGAACGCCGAACGGGACCCGACGUCCGCGCUCUCGGAUUCAGGCGCGGGAGGUUCGGCCUCGGGUGCGUCUGCAUCUGUGGGCGAGAACCGAUCCGACUACUAUGCGUAUGGUGCAGAGACUGCGCGCGCGCCGCCUGCAAGUCGCGAGCGAAGUCUGCGCACGGAGUCGAGUGCGUCCUCCAGCGCGAGGUCGCGCGACGCGGGGUGUCUGGACUCCCGGUCCCAGCGCCGCUGGGCUUCCCAGGACGCGGAGAGCGAGCGCCGGAGUUCGACUGUGUGCGCAGCCGCGAGUUCAAGGGAUGCAGAGCUUGCCAACGACGCGGUGAGUGCGAGACGGCAGUCGCGUGGUAGCAGCUCUGCCGUGGGCACCCAGGACGUGGAGCACGAGAUGGAGGACGACGACGAGGACACAGAGUUCGCAGAAGAAGGCGUUGCGUACGGCGACGGGAACCAGGUGUGGGUUGACGACUUGAACGCGGAGGAAGAGCUGUACGGCGAAGCAGGAUGUGUGCAGGACUUCGCGGGAGCCCGGCCCGACGACGAGUGGGAGUGCGUCAACGGCUUGAUUGCGGCGGAGAAGAACGACGCGAACGAGACGCCGGUCGCGGAGUGCGGCCACCCGUCUGUGGGAUCGUAUGGAAACAGGUUCCACCCUUCGUCUCAGCCGUUUCGGGAGCGGGGAGAGGAGGGGGGAGACGUGGAGUCACACACAGGCAAGUACGGCUACUUCUGCGGCUCCGCACCAUCGACGAAAGUGUCGUUUUCGACUGCGUCUCUCGAAACUCUUGCGAGUCCCUCGGCUGCGAACGGCCGAGGUGCAGGCGGCUGCGGAGUUGGGAAGUCAGGGUCUUCGACGCCGUCUGUCGUUCGCACCGCUGAAACUCGCAGCGCCUCUGCGGGCCACCCUGCGUGUCGAGAAGGGAGCGGCGAGGCCACACAGGCCUCCCCCGCGGUCUUCUUCUCCCCCGCCCAGGCGACGGGCUGCUGUCGCCAGGACCAUGAAGCCGUGGAGCCCAACGCGGGACCGGCUCUCCAAGACAGGCUCCGAGUGGAGACGGCGGGACGCGACAGGGAAGAAGCCGCGACUCGCGAGGCUCGGCGCGUGACUGUCCAGACGCGGAGUUCGAGCGACCGGAGUCGCGACGGCGAAGAACGCGUCAUGGAAGUGCUGGAGGUCUGCUCCUCGCGGUUGGUCGGGUCGACGCAACCUGCCUGCACGCAGGCGACUUCAGCUGCAAGUGCAGCGGCCGUCGUGGUCCCGGGGACAAGUGCACCGGCGGCGUCUAAGGACCGGAUGCAGCACCCGGCUGAUGCGAGCGGCAGCGCGCGACGCGAAGGCGGAGCCGCGACAACGGCGUCGAGGCAGGCUUGCCUGACGCCCUCCGGAGACGGCACUUCCUCGGCAUCGACGGCCUCGGGCGCGAGCGGCGGAACUGCCCAGUCCAGCGUCUCUUCGUGUCUAACUCCUUCGCAGUCUGUCCACUCGUCCCCAGAUGUCUCCAUGGAGGAGGAGACAGCCGGGGGGCGUCUCAGCGCGACCGCGACACGAGCCACUCAGCCGGCGAGUCUGUCGACCGCGCCCCGCCUCGCCCGUUCGUUCGCCGCCGCCGCGCAUCCGCCGCCGGCCCGACCCUGCGGCCAGAAGACAGCCACAGAUGCAGGAGCUUCACAAGGAGACGUGGAAGAUGACGCAGCCGGAAAGGCGAAAAGGGCACCCGCAGAGGAGACUGGCGCGGACCAAGACAAAAGCGAGUUGGAGAGAGUGAAACCUCGCGACGGUGGACAUGUCCACUGGAUCGAGGCUUCCGACUUCGCGGGUGGCCGCGCCGAAUUCCUCGCCUUGGGCGGCGGGGCCGCGCCUCAUGGCAUCGCGUCCUGUCGGAAAGGCAGCGAGCACGAGGCUCCAACGACGAGCUUCAACGUAGGACUUUCGUCGCUGUCUGCUGGUCUUGCUCCAGCAGGCGCGAGCAGAGGGCUAUGCUUCUCCUUCGGUCCGUGCUCGUGA